Messenger RNA from Lucilia cuprina (Australian sheep blowfly), 662 nucleotides. RefSeq lists its product as uncharacterized. Gene Ontology annotation, cellular component: membrane. The record is from RefSeq and is a predicted model, not a curated record. Gene Ontology annotation, biological process: sodium ion transport. NCBI's taxonomy places the organism in Eukaryota, Metazoa, Arthropoda, Insecta, Diptera, Calliphoridae. Gene Ontology annotation, molecular function: sodium channel activity. The transcript is spliced from 2 exons. The annotation marks the transcript as partial.
UCCAGUUUUCCUAUAUAUUCAUUAUAUUUGGUUUACUUUGUCCACGUUUAAGUUUUCGUCUAAUAAAUCAUUUAAUCUACUCGUCGUCGUACAGCAACAUGUUCACUAUCAAAUCACCAACAGAAGAUUUAUAAGUGCAAAAUAAACAGGAGACAGGACAGGAGAAAUAAAAAAAGAACUACAUACGCUUGGAGUAACAAUAUCAACAUGUAUAAUAAUUUUCGAAAACCUAAAACAACCCUACAAAAUUCAUGGUUAAAUAGUAUUGCUGGUGAUGGUGCUGGUACUGGUGGUGAUAAGGGAAUUGCUAAAACAAAACCAUUAACUAUAGCGGCAGCAACAUCAACAACUAAAUUGAGAAAAACCACAAAAGCCAUUAUCACUUUUAUAGCGGCCUAUUUUGAGGACAGCAAUAUACAUGGUUUACAAUAUGUGGUCAAAGGAGGUCUAACAACAAUUGAAAAUUGCCUUUGGUUGACACUCUUAAUUAUAUCAAUGUAUUUUUGUGUGGAAAUUGGUUUGCAAUCUGUUGAUCGUUAUUAUACAAAAAGCACUGUUGUUGGCCUGGAGCGAGAUUUCCACUAUUGGAACACAACUAUGCCAAGUGUUACUAUUUGUCCAUUAAUACGUUUAGAUAUCAAACUAUUCAAUGAAUAUUGCCG